AUGACGCACAAGGCGACCAAGAUCGUCAUCAUCACCGAAAAGCUCAUCGUCGAGGGCGUGACGAAGAUCAUCGAGGAGGCCGGCGCGAGCGGCUACACGAUGGUGCAGGCCGCCGGCAAGGGCAGUCGCGGGGUGCGCUCGUCCGGCCGCCCGGCGGUCGUCGAUGCCUUCGCCAAUGUCAAGGUCGAGGUGAUCACGGCAACCCGCGACAUGGCCGAACAGAUCGCCGACAAGGUCGCCGCGCGCUACUUCGAGAACUAUUCGGGCAUCACCUAUCUCGAAGAGGUCGAGAUCCUGCGGCCGCACAAAUUCUGA
This is a messenger RNA of Effrenium voratum, 315 nucleotides long. The record is from the annotation of a GenBank genome assembly. NCBI's taxonomy places the organism in Eukaryota, Dinophyceae, Suessiales, Symbiodiniaceae.